CGGGAACCGGCGAGUCCACCACUGGGGGGGCCCCGGCGCCCCCGGACCGAAGGGCCCGGAAGUACUCGGCUCAGGGGCCAGGAGGGGCCGGAGUGGCUCCGGACUGAGAGGCCCAGGCGCCCAGGACCCCGUCGAGGGGUCCGGGGAGCCUGGGGUAUCCCCAAAGGCGGGGUCCGGGGAGCACCGGGCCCUCGGAUGAGGAGCUGGUUGGAGGCCUGGGUCCUGCCCAGUGGGAGGGGGACGAUAGGUGCUGGAAGCCCGGAUGCCCGCCUGGGAGGAGACCCUCUCGGAGCCUUGGCGGGAGAGCAAGAGUACAGAGUGGGUUCUUCUGAGGAGAGCAGAGUCCGGCUUAUCCCGAGGGGCGCGGUAGAGGCCUCGGCCACUCAGAAUAAGGGAAAAAAGGGCAGGUUCUUUCCCAAAGGCAGGGAAGGAAGAGGAGCUCCCAGGAGAAGUGAGCAGGCCCAGGUCUCCCCACAGAUGAGCGCGUGCUAGGAGGACUUUUAGAGCCUCCUGAAGUACGAAGGAGCAGCGUCCAAACCUGAGGGGACGAAGGUGUCUAGGUGCCUCUUGAUGUCUAGGUGGAGAACAAAGUAGCCCGCUCGGUCAGGGCAUGGAGAAACCUAUCUUUUGGAGAGAAGUAGAGAUCGUUGAGGAAAGACGCUUCGGGUGUUCCCGCUUUCUGAAAUGACAGAGGAAUUGGCCUGGUGUUAUCUAAGUGAGGGGCAGGAGAGAUGAAGGCAAAAUCUCAACCCGAGGGUCUUUGGAGGAUGAUCCACCAGACAAGGGGGUGAAGCCUUGACCUAGACAGCAGAACAGGCGCAGCCCUGGAUUCUCUCAAGAUGAGAGAAAUCUCAGAACCACUUCCUAGUAGACACAGAUGGGGCCUUGAUUGAUGUCUGCUUAGGCGAAUCAAGAUGGGUUUUAGGAAAAGAGACUGUCAGACAUAAUUCUAGUCUUGAGGGAUUAUCUUCUUCCUCCUUGCCUCUGCUGAUAGUUACCAAAGUGCAUUUGGGGACCCUUUUUAUUUGUGUUUUGAGACGGAGCCUCACUCUGUCACCCAGGCUGGAGUGCAGUGGUGCGAUCUUGGCUCACUGCAAGCUCCGCCUCCCCGGUUCAAACGAUUCUCCUGCCUCAGCCUCCCGAGUAGCUGGGGCUACAGGCACGUGCCACCAUACCAGCCAAUUUUUGUUUGUUUGUUUGUUUGAGACGGAGUUUCACUCUUGUUGCCCAGACCGGAGUGCAAUGGCGCGAUCUCACCUCACCGCAACCUCCACCUCUCGAGUUCAAGCGAUUCUCCUGCCUCACCCUCUGGAGUAGCUGGGGCUACAGGCACCCGCCACCAUGCCCAGCUAAUUUUUGUAUUUUUAGUAGAGACGGGGUUUCACCAUGUUGGCCAGGCUGGUCUCGAACUCCCAACCUCAGGUGAUCUGACAUCGUCAGCCUCCCAGAGUGCUGGGAUUACAGGCGUGAGUCACUGCGCCUGGCCCACCAGACUAAUUUUUUUGUGUUUUUAGUAGAGACGGGGUUUCACUGUGUUAGCCAGGAUGGCCCUCUCCUGACCUCGUGAUUCCUCCGCGUUGGCCUUCCAAAGUGCUGGUAUUACAGGCGUGAGCCACUGCGCCCUGCCGGGGAAACUUCUCAUUCAAUGGUUGCACCGUCUCCUAAUUUGAGAGCCUUAUAUCAAGGAUGUAUAUUUAAUAUCUUACUUAAAUGAUUUUUUUUUUGGUUCCUAUUUACUUCAGCAAAUACAUUGAAUAGGUAGCUUCUAUCAGCUUCAUUGGGUUUAUUGUGGGGGCAGUAUUUUGGUCUUGCCCUAAGCCAAAGUCCACCGGACUGUAGCGGGAUGACUCCAAAUAACUCUUAUCCCAUCGCUCCCUCAAACAUCUACAUAGUAGUCUCCAGUCUGUGACUUAGAAUUUCACCUCCUCUGGAUACUUCUUUCAGUGUUUCUGCGUAAUUUACUUGUUGACCUCAUUACAUCUUGUAGCACUGUGGAUCACCCACUGAAUGCAUGAGAAGAAAUAAAGGGGAUAUCAAGGAGUUUUGGCCUCAAGAUGUACAGACUGAGGAGGAAAAGCCAACAAAGUGAGAUGAUGGUUGUGACGGGGGUACUGCAGGUGCUGAGAGAUCAAGAACACAAACUCAAACCUAGUGAAGGAAUUCACAGAAGGCCUCCCGCAAGUGAUGUUUCAAGAAAAUCACAAAAUGAUGGAAUUUCACUCUUGUUGCCCAGGCUGGAGUGCAAUGGCAUGAUCUCGGCUCACCACAACCUCCACCUCCUGGCUUCAAGCGAUUCUCCUUCCUCAGCCUCCUGAGUAGAUGGGAUUACAGAUACGCACCACCAUCAGUCCCAGCUAUCUGACUUCAUGUGAAAGAUGGCUAAUGCAGAAGUGAGUGUCCCAGUGGGGGAUGUGGUUGUGGUACCCACUGAAGGAAAUGAAGGGGAGAAUCCUGAAGAUACUAAAACCCAAGUGAUUUUGCAGUUACAGCCUGUGCAACAAGGUUUGUUUAUCGAUGGACACUUUUACAACAGGAUUUAUGAAGCUGGGUCGGAGAACAACACGGCAGUUGUAGCAGUAGAAACCCACACGAUACACAAAAUUGAAGAAGGGAUUGAUACAGGCACUAUAGAAGCAAAUGAGGAUAUGGAAAUUGCUUACCCCAUAACGUGUGGGGAGAGCAAAGCCAUCCUGCUCUGGAAGAAGUUUGUGUGUCCGGGAAUAAACGUGAAGUGUGUCAAGUUCAAUGAUCAGUUGAUCAGCCCCAAGCACUUUGUUCAUCUGGCUGGCAAGUCCACCCUGAAGGACUGGAAGAGAGCUAUUCGUCUAGGUGGGAUCAUGCUCAGGAAAAUGAUGGACUCCGGACAGAUUGAUUUUUACCAACAUGACAAAGUUUGCUCCAAUACCUGCAGAAGCACCAAAUUUGAUCUUCUGAUCAGCAGUGCAAGAGCUCCAGUGCCAGGACAGCAGACAAGUGUGGUGCAGACACCCACUUCGGCUGAUGGUAGCAUCACGCAGAUUGCCAUCUCAGAAGAGAGCAUGGAAGAGGCAGGGCUGGAAUGGAACUCAGCUCUCACCGCUGCUGUCACCAUGGCCACGGAGGAGGGUGUAAAGAAAGACUCAGAGGAAAUUUCAGAGGACACUUUGAUGUUCUGGAAAGGAAUAGCUGAUGUAGGGCUGAUGGAAGAGGUUGUCUGCAAUAUACAGAAGGAAAUAGAGGAGCUACUCAGGGGAGUUCAGCAGCGGCUCAUCCAGGCUCCCUUCCAAGUCACAGAUGCUGCUGUUCUCAACAACGUAGCACACACAUUUGGCCUAAUGGACACAGUCAAGAAGGUUUUAGACAACAGAAGGAACCAAGUAGAGCAGGGAGAAGAACAGUUUCUCUAUACUCUGACAGACUUGGAACGCCAGUUGGAGGAGCAGAAGAAGCAAGCCCAGGAUCACAGGCUGAAAUCUCAGACAGUUCAAAAUGUGGUUCUGAUGCCUGUGAGCACUCCUAAGCCUCCGAAAAGACCCCGGCUCCAGCGACCAGCCUCCACCACUGUCUUGAGCCCUUCUCCUCCUGUCCAGCAGCCUCAGUUCACGGUCAUCUCACCCAUCACCAUCACCCCAGUGGGUCAGUCAUUUUCCAUGGGCAAUAUUCCAGUGGCCACCCUCAGCCAGGGCUCCAGUCCUGUGACUGUCCACACACUGCCUUCUGGCCCUCAGCUCUUCCGCUAUGCCACAGUGGUCUCCUCUGCCAAGAGCAGCUCACCAGACACAGUGACCAUCCACCCUUCAUCUAGCUUGGCGCUGCUGAGCUCUACUGCCAUGCAGGAUGGGAGUACACUGGGCAACAUGACCACCAUGGUUAGCCCUGUGGAGUUGGUGGCCAUGGAGUCCGGCCUAACCUCGGCAAUUCAGGCUGUUGAAAGCACCUCAGAGGAUGGGCAGACCAUCAUUGAGAUUGAUCCAGCCCCGGACCCAGAAGCUGAAGAUACUGAGGGCAAAGCAGUCAUCUUGGAGACAGAGCUGAGGACUGAGGAGAAAGUUGUGGCUGAGAUGGAAGAACACCAGCAUCAAGUUCACAAUGUGGAGAUUGUGGUCUUAGAGGAUUAACUGGGGAUCUCAGGGCCAGGAGUUAUGUUUUGAUUUGGAAUUUUAAUUAUUUGUUUAUUUUUAUCAUUGUCCCGUUCAUUUCCACAUAGGACCCUUUUUUAAAAAAAAAAACAAAAUCUUAUUGUUGUAACUGAAAAUGUUGGGUUCUUCCCACUCCCUCAUUGAAAAAUGGACAAAACAAGCUGCCCUUCCAGAAGUUGAGAGUAGGUCAUUCAAUGUCCUAAUCAUCUUACACCAAGAAAGUAAUUUCUUUUAGGGGAAGUGUGAAGAUAACGAGUAACCCUGUCCAGAAAGCCAUUUCCAGGCUCGUCUGUGUAGGCAUGUGGUUUUGUUCUUAUAAAGAUGCAUUGACCAAACUCUGGAACACAGAUCUGACACUGGAAGGCAACCCAUUCGCAUGUGGAUGCUGAAGGGCACUUUAUUUUGUAUCCUGAAAAGGGCCUGCAGAGGCCAGUACAAAACUCUCAAACAAAAGGAAGUUGACUCUGCUUUGAGGGGAAGGUGGCAUGCCAGCACUAUCUUAAAAAGGGAAAUGCUAGCCGGGCGUGGUGGCUCACGCCUGUAAUCCCAGCACUUUGGGAGGCCGAGGCGGGCGGAUCACGAGGUCAGGAGUUUGAGACCAGCCUGGCCAACAUGGUGAAACCCCGUAUCUACUAAAAAUACAAAAAAAAAAAUUAGCCGGGUGUGGUGGCGGGAGCCUGUAAUCCCAGCUAUUCGGGAGGCCAAGGCAGGAGAAUUGCUUGAACCUGGGAAGGCAGAGGUUGCAGUGAGCCAAGAUCGCACCACUGCACUCCAGCCUGGGCAACAAGAGCGAGACUCCAUCUCAAAACAAAAAAAAGAAGUGCUUUGGCAAGUAUGGGGCAGGGAAAUCUCUUACUUCCAGAGGUGCAACUGACGCCUCUGGAGAUCUCGAAAAGUUAGUACCGUGAGUGCCAUUUUGAGAAGAGGGUGGUAAUAAGUGGAAGGUACAUCUCCACAGAGCAAGUGGCAGCAGCAGUGGCCUGUGGUUUUGCAGAAAUGGAAAGCCCCAAGGCCGGGUGCCGUGGCUCACGCCUGUAAUCCCAGCACUUUGGGAGGCCAAGGCGGGCGAAUCACCUGAGGUCAGGAGUUUGAGGCCAGCCUGGCCAACAUGGUGAAACCCCGUCUCUACUAAAAAUACACACAAAAAAAAUUAGCUGGGCAUGGUGGCAGGCGCCUGUAAUCCCAGCUACUUGGGAGGCUGAGGCAGGAGAAUUGCUUGAACCUGGGAGGCGGAGGUUGCAAUGAGCUGAGAUCAUGCCAUUGCACUCUAGCCUGGGCGAGAAGAGCAAAACUCUGUCUCAAAAAAAAAAAAGAAAUGGAAAGUCAAGGAUGCUGCAGCUGUGCUUUGGGGUUCAAGGUAAUAGCUUACCUUGUUCCACACUUUGUCAAAGCACUCACCCUCCUAAACUAGGACCAGUCCAUUCAUUUGAAACUGUGCAAUGUGAUGUAAAUUGCUCUGGUUCUUGGACUGUGGCUGUCACAGGGAUGGGGCUCCAAGGCCAUCAUUUUCAUUGCAUGGCUCCAAUAGCAGGGAGUUCCUCAAUCACACCAGCUGCCAUUUUUGGUGGGGCCAUUUUUUUGACUUUGGAACCAAAAGCAGCCACUCAUUUGGUGCUUCCUCUUGUUCUGCCCUCCAUCCCUCAACUGUUAAUGGCAUCUGUCUCCUAGAACCCACGCUCUUCAGCUUUUUGGCUGAUUUGGAGAACAGUGACAGGUGCCUGCCUGCCUUCAUUCCCUUUUAGAUUCAUUUAUACCACAGAUGUUUCUGUGAGAUACUGAGAUCAUAAAAAGCUUUAGGCUUGGCAGAGAGGACUCAACACCCCCAGGCUUUCCUGAGGCACCAACUAGAUGUCUCUUGAGUGAACUGGACUCCCUGGGAAAGAAGCAUUGUCUGCAACAUUAUAUUAUAGGAAAUGUAUCAGGAAUGUCAAUAAUAAUGUCUUGGGGGGAUUAUUUUGUUUUGUUUUGUUUUUAAUGUUUGUAUAUUUAGAGCUGGGCCAUUUUCCGUGCUGUGAUUCCUUCUCUUUGACCCUCUUCAGUGUUUGGGGCAAGAGUGGACCCUGGUUUUUAUUUCUUUGAUUGCAUUGUUUACUGCACUAGGAAAAAUAUAGGGAUACAGGGAAACUACAGACAAAUUAAAGGAAAAAUAGGUCAAAAAAGAAAGCACACACCUUAAGAGUGGGAGGAAUAUUUUUAUUAAAAACAAAACUUUGACCUGUAGUUUCUUUUUUUCUUUUUUAUUUUUAAGAAGGCACCUAUCAGAAGCCAUGUUUCUUCAACAGAUGUUGGAAACCCCUUUGAGCAAGUAAAAGUUGCAUUCUCCAUCCCUCAGAUUGCUGUAUGUAGUCAAAGAAACCCUAUAACAUGGGAAGGUUACUCUUUUUUUUUUUUUUCUUUUUGAGAUGGAGUCUCUCUCUGUAGCCCAGGCUGGAGUGCAAUGGUGUGAUCUCAGCUCACUGCAACCUCCGCCUCAUUGGUUCAAGUGAUUCUCCUGCCUCAGCCUCCUGAGUAGCUGGGAUUACAGGCUCCCACCACCACGCCUGGGUAAUUUUUGUAUUUUUAGUAGAGACGGGGUUUCGCCAUGUUGGCCAGGCUGGUCUCGAACUCCUGGCCUCGAGCGAUCCGCCCGCCUUGGCCUCCCAAAGUGUUGGGAUUACAGGCAUGAGCCACCGCACCCAGCCUGAAGGUGACUCUUUAAGAAUGAGAUUUAUGAACUCCAUACAAUUGUAGAUUUCAGUUUUUAAAUAGUCUGGGGUUUUAUUUUUCUUUUCAAAAUAUCUAAUAGACUUAGCAAUCAAUUUAGAACAAAUAUUUGGCCCUUAACAUAUCUCUAGUGAGGGAAGUAGCUUUUAUUUCUUGCUUGUUUAGGUCUUCUGUUGGUACAUAAACAAAACAUUGCUGUCUAAGACUGAAUCUACUUGAAUCUAGGAAGGCACAUCUCAUCCCUAUUGUGGUUUUUAGGGACACUUUUCUCUUUCCCAGAGAUGAGAGGACCAAUUCAGGACAGAAUACCAACAUGCUAGCUGAGGUUCCCUUCUUUCCUUCAUCAGAGCUAUCGGCAGGGUUUUAAGGUAGUGUGUGCAUCAUGCGUCCAAAGCCAGGAGACUUCUUCAGACAGCGUGUUUACUAGAUGCAUUUUCCAGCUGGUGAAAUACAUGAGCUUUGUUGUUUUCCUAGUCUUCCAAUAGCCUGUCAUUAUUGUUAGAUAUUAUGGCACCUGUUGUUUAAUGUGGGUUCCCUUACAGCCCUGGUCUAGAUGAUCCUAGAUGGGGUGAGAUAUAUGCAAGCCAUUGGUAUGUGCAUAAGCAGUUGCAAUGACCUUAGGCUGACUUGGUAGUAGGCAUUUAUCUUUCUGUUCAUGCAUUGAAUAAACAUUUUUAAGAACCAUCUAUGUGCCAGGCUUUGUGCUAGGCACUGACAGUAGAGAGAUGAAGACAUAGUCCUCGCACUUACGGAAUUCAUACUCCAGAUGUCUGGAGUUAAGAAAUACAUAUUUCAGGCCGGGCGUGGUGGCUCACGCCUGUAAUCCCAGCACUUUGGGAGGCCGAGGCGGGCGGAUCACGAGGUCAGGAGAUCGAGACCAUCCUGGCUAACACGGUGAAACCCCGUCUCUACUAAAAAUACAAAAAAUUAGCCGGGCGAGGUGGCGGGUGCCUGUAGCCCCAGCUACUCAGAGAGGCUGAGGCAGGAGAAUGGCGUGAACCCGGGAGGCGGAGCUUGCAGUGAGCCGAGAUCGUGCCACUGCACUCCAGCCUGGGUGACAGAGCGAGACUCCGUCUCAAAAAAAAAAACAAAAAACAUAUUUCAGCCAGGCACGGUGGCUCACACCUAGAAUCCCAGCACUUUCAGAAGCUGAGGCAGAAUUGCUUGAGGCCAAGAGUUUAGCCUGGUCAACAUAGCCAGACCCCGUCUCUACAAAAAAAAGUAAAAA
Messenger RNA from Symphalangus syndactylus (siamang), 8049 nucleotides. RefSeq names its product glucocorticoid modulatory element binding protein 1 (gene GMEB1). Gene Ontology annotation, molecular function: RNA polymerase II cis-regulatory region sequence-specific DNA binding. Lineage: Eukaryota; Metazoa; Chordata; Mammalia; Primates; Hylobatidae. Gene Ontology annotation, biological process: regulation of transcription by RNA polymerase II. The record is from RefSeq and is a predicted model, not a curated record. Gene Ontology annotation, cellular component: nucleus.